This is a messenger RNA of Acyrthosiphon pisum (pea aphid), 1023 nucleotides long. Its product is annotated as CG7841-like. Lineage: Eukaryota; Metazoa; Arthropoda; Insecta; Hemiptera; Aphididae. The record is from RefSeq and is marked predicted.
UUUCUACUUCCUACUUCCUAACUCCUAAGAAGUAACCUCUUCACGUUAGUAUGUUAUUCAAAUAAAUUCUUUUGGUUUUAAUUUAUUUUUCGUUUCUUUAAACUUCCAAUUUUAUUACAAUUUCAUCAAUAUUACACGUAACACGUUCGAUCAGACACGACGCCAUGUACGCCGUAAAAACACCCAGCAAAUACAUGACAGCGAAAACUAGAAGAGGCAUCCGCCACAGUUUUGAUCGGCUGGAUUCAUUUCGCGAGAACUUUAAAAAAGUCAAUGGUACAGAAGAAGAAGAACUACCAUCUCCUGAACCAAAGCCAGUAUUUCAUUCUAAUGGCCAUCGUAAGGCUUUAAACAAGUGUCCUCCAUCACCCCAAGAUGUUUUAAGUCCCCAACAUGAAAAACUCAUACACUAUAUCAAUGACUCUUGGCACUCGGUUAUAGAAGAUGAAGAAUCAUCUAUAAGUUCACAAAAAAUUAUUUACUUCAAACCUGAAAACACUGCAGAAGUUCUAAAUGGUUUUCAAGCAUUUGAUUUAGACACAUAUUGGAUCAAACGUUUAUACAAUAAUAUCACUAAGUCAGUGCCAUAAGUUUUUGGUAUAGUGAAUUAUUUUUUAGAAAUUAUUUUACCAGACUCGCCCAUAGCUCACAAUGUAUCAAAGACACAUGAACACUUGCGCGAAUGAUUAGUCAUUAUUGUGUCAAAAACCGUAGAAAAGAAUCUAUGUCUUUAAACACUGAAUGGGACAAGAGGGAAAAUAUGGCAACUAGUAGUUAAGUAGUAUUACCUAGUAGUAGAAUUCAAUGUUAUAAAAAUACCAAUUUUUAAAUAUUAUUGUAAAAGUAUUGAUUUUAGUGAUUUGUUGUUUCCUUAUAAUGAACUUUUGUUUGUUUAUAGUUAUUAUUAUUUUUUUUAUUAUUAUUAUUAUUAUUAUUAUUAUUAUUAUUACCACAUUAUACAAAUUUAUGUUGUGAGUUAUCUGAACAAGACUGAAAUUUGUAUAAAACAAAAUUACUUUAUCA